Pleurotus ostreatus (oyster mushroom) is the source of this 3921-nucleotide messenger RNA. RefSeq lists its product as uncharacterized. The coding region runs from base 1 to 3921 and encodes 1306 amino acids. The transcript is spliced from 10 exons. NCBI's taxonomy places the organism in Eukaryota, Fungi, Basidiomycota, Agaricomycetes, Agaricales, Pleurotaceae. Gene Ontology annotation, biological process: Ras protein signal transduction; positive regulation of GTPase activity. The record is from RefSeq and is a predicted model, not a curated record. Gene Ontology annotation, cellular component: plasma membrane. Gene Ontology annotation, molecular function: guanyl-nucleotide exchange factor activity; protein binding.
AUGGCCACGGUCGCCCAACCCAUGUAUGGCGCUCACCAUAAUGGAUUCAUAUCCAACACCUCCGUAACGUCGUCCCAACAGCACCCUGUCAAUCUCCAUCAGCCGCAACAGCCGCCCGAUGCAGACCAGCUCGACGACGAGUUUCCCCUUUUCUGUCGCGCUCUUUACGAUUACCAAGCUCAGGACGCCUCCGCACUCUCUUUCCGUAGGAACGACAUAAUAGAAAUCUUGACCCAGCAGCCAUCAGGCUGGUGGGACGGUCUUCUAGGUGACGAGCGUGGAUGGUUCCCCUCCAACUACGUGACCAUAAUAUCCGAAGACGAAGCCGAGGCCGCAUUCUCCUCCACCGAUCGGACUCAGCCAGUAUCUGCUGCCACCGUAGAAAAUGAGGAGUGGUUGGAGAGGGAGCUCGGUACUCGCGAUGGCAUCCAAGCACUCGCGAAUGCCACCAUCGACAGCCCAGCUCAGUCCAACGACUUUUGGAUGCCCCAAGUGACGGUAGACGGCCAGAUAUACUAUGUCAAUACACAGACUGGCCAGCACUCUCGAGAUCUACCACAAGAGUCGGACGACCAGAUCUCUGACAGUGAGCUGGCGGGCCUGACGUCCCAGUCGAGCUCCCGUUCAGGGACAAGUGCUGGGCUUGGCCUCACACCCAGUUCUUCGACGUUGAUAGAAUCGUCGGACGGUAGCGCAACGCCAGGUUUCGGAUUGCAACGGCGCACAGGUACACCGGAACCAUGGAUUCGGAAGUUAGCAGAUGACGGCAUGUCGUACUACUACUGGAAUCCCGUCGAUAAUCAAGUGCAGUGGACCCGACCUGAAGCGGAGGCCUCCGUUGUUUUGGGCCGAGGGCGAUCCGACUCUCAACCAACGCAGCGGAGUGGUCAGUUGAGCGUCUACUCGGAUGACUCGGAUAUACAACCCAACGAAGGCAAUCGAACGGCACGCUCUCAAUGGAACACAGAACUCACACCCGUCGAUGACCCCACGUCAAUGGAACUCACCUCAGCCGAGCGACUCGCACAAACACUUCAACAAGCGCUGUCUCCAUCACCGCCUGAGAUCAUCACCGAUCUAUCCGCAAUAGCUCGAAAUUCCAUACAGGCAGUCGUAGACAGCAUACAACUGAAUGGAGUCACCCGGCAGCCUGAGGAGGACGAGAAGAUGGAUGGACUCGUUCGCCAUGUCGUGCUUUCCGUCCGCAACCUGCUCUACGUUGCUGCGAUACCUACUGGUCACAUUCCGAGCAACGUACUCCCCCCCGAUUUGCGCAACUUACGUCCGAACCCUACCGUUCACUCUCAGUUGAAGUCAGCCCAGAGGAAAGUCACCGCCACCCUUUCCAAAUUAGUCCUCUCGGCUCGGGCAAUGCAAUACGACACCGGGGGAUCUAUUCAUGAUACACCUAAUCGAAUAGAAGGUGACGCGGAGGAACUAGAACGUGCUAUUGUUUCCUUCGUGCUGGAAGUUCAGAGGUUCCAACACCAGGAGGAUUCUCCUCAGCAAAAGCAUAUUGUCAAGCGACUGCAUGGCGUAUUCUCAACAGCUAACAUUGGCUUGGGACUAGUAGGCGCUGGCGCGGCUGGGAGUUGGAAGGGUUUCGGUUGGGUGUCCUUGGAUAAUGAGCAAGAGGUUCCGCGCCGCGUACUAGGUUCUGAGGUAGUGAACGAGUUGUCUUCGUUCCUAUCACAACUGGACGAGACGCUGAGCGCUAUAAAUACCACGAUCAGAAACCAGGACCCUCAUAAAGGUAAAGACGUAGCCUCUCAAGGCCAAAGUCUUCUGAGUAAAGUCUCUGGGUUCCUUCUGUUUAUCUCGCACAUUCACGUCGCUCGGCAUGUCGAUAUCGAUGGAAUCCGACAAGAAGCGGGUGCCCUGCCGAACGAACUAUACACUGGAUCAGUAGAAAAGGCACGUAUACUCGUACGUGCUCUGGAAACCAGUUUGCAGUCUCUCUACGACGACGCUGCCUCGAUUGUGCUUGCAAUGCAACUCUUGAGCCCUCUUCACCCUACUGCAGACGGCAUUCCACUGGAGUUAGUAGAUACCCUUGUCUCAUCUUUGAAGGCAAAUUUGGGAGUUGUUAACGAAACGCUGGGAGGACUACUUGCUGUCGGUCACGAGCAGGCAGAGCUUGCCCAGGGCGACUACACGGGUUCAAUUGAAUGGCGUAUGUCACGUCUGAGCAUGAUCGACACCCAGUUCGGCGGUGCGUUGUCACCAACAUCACCUUCUAUCCUUGAACAAGAAGACGUGGUCGACAUGGACUUCGCAUUCAGCAAACAAGGCAGUAAACUCCAAACUGGGGUGCCACCGGUAUACGAGGACCCCUCGCAGGAGCAACCUAAACCGAACCGAAGCAUCGUUGCACCCCCUCCGCUGCAAGUGAACAAUGGCGCCCCCAUGGCACCACUUGAUCAAGUGCUAGCAUCACCUGUAUCGCCUGACGGUCUGAUGGACCAGGAGACAGCCACCUUAUUUGAAGAUGAAGUGGUUGGUGUAGCUUCGCCGAAAUCGCCGCCAAGAGCGGCAGGGGCCGAGAAGCUACGGAAGCUACUUGGGGACGAUGCACCGAGGCAUUACUUGGAUACAGUCAGCGCAGACUCAAAGCCAUGGUACCUACGCCCAAACUACGAUCAGACAGAGAUUCAGAUGGAUCCCGAUGGUUCUGUGAGAGGAGGUACCGUCCAGGCAUUGGUCGAGCGUUUGACGGCGCACGAACAUGGAGAUUCUUCAUUCAUCAAGACAUUUCUGUUGACCUACAAGUCAUUCACAACCCUUGACGAGUUGUUCAACCUCCUCGUUCAACGCUUCCGGAUUCAGCCUCCACCAAACCUCUCACCGCCAGAAUUGGAGGAUUGGGGGAAGUUGAAACAGCAUGUGAUUCAGAUGCGUGUCUUGAACACCCUCAAGUCUAUGAUCACGGAUGAAGACGUGCUGGAGAGAGAAGAUUACCAUAUCUUCGAUCGAAUGAAAGAGUUCAUCUCAUCUAGCGAAGUUUCGCGGUUCGCCGCCUCGAAGCAACUUUUGCUCCUGAUCGAACGAGCUCAAAAGGGUGGAGAUAACAUCAAGUCAAUGGUUAGUACGUUGGCGCCGGCUCCUCCCCCGAUCUAUCCUAGGAUAAGCUCUGGCCGGAAAGUCAAGUUAUUAGACGUCGACCCACUAGAGCUAGCGAGACAAUUGACAAUCCUAGAGAGCCAGCUAUACCAGAAGAUCAAACCUAUGGAAUGCUUGCAACGCUCGCGGGAACAGAGCAUGGAACAUCACGACAAUAUAGCCAUUGUUAUCCAAACUAGCAAUAGGAUUGCAGAUUGGGUUGCUGAUUCUAUUUUGAGUAAAGAAGAUUCGCGGCGCCGCGCCGCCGCCGUCAAGCAUUUCAUUAGUGUUGCAGACCGCUGCCGGACACUCCAUAACUUUUCGACGAUGGUGGCAAUCACUUCCGGCCUGAAUACGCCUCCCAUUCGACGGCUGAAGAGAACAUGGGAGCAGGUCAACCAAAAGCUCAUGGCUCAGCUAGGAGCCUGUGAGAUGACCAUCGACACUACAAGAAACUUCAAUAAUUAUAGAUCGACUAUGGCCACUGUAACACCACCAUGUGUACCAUUUAUUGGUGUCUUUUUGACAACCCUUCAAUUCAUCCAGGACGGUAAUCCUGAUAAUCUUGCUGGCAGUCUAGUCAACUUUCGGAAGCGUCAGAAAGCUAUGGAAGUAAUCAACGAUAUCAAACGUUGGCAGGCCCAACCAUUUAACUUUACACCCAUACCCGCAGUUCUUCAGUUUAUCGAGGAAUCCCUGAGUCAAUUCAGCGAGACGGUGGAUGUUCGCGAACACUUUUGGCAACUCAGUCUGGAUCGGGAGCCCAGAGAGCGGGAAGAUGAGAAGAUGGCGAGGCUUCUCCAGGAGAGCGGAUUUCUAUGA